AUGGCUCUCAACAUCGAUCCGCCUGCGAGCACCUUCGACUCUGUCAAAGGAGGUCUCAACAAGCAUACAAUCGUCAACACAACGGACAAGCGUCAUGCAUUCAAGGUAAAAAACCUCUUUAAAAUCUCCCAAAAUUUCUCGGCACUAAAUAAAAUUUCUUUACUUUUCCAGAUCAAAUGCAGCAACAAUAUGUUCUACCGCGUCAGCUCUGUGUACGGCUUCGUCGACCCCAAUGGCAAGAAGCCUGUCGAUGUGCAUCGUCUCCCUGGAGGAUCUCCUGGCGCAGAUCGAUUCGUCGUCCAAUGGGCAGAGGUGCCUGCUGAAGAGAGUGAUCCGAAGGCGCCAUUCCUUGCUCAGGCACAGUCCGGAGAGGUGGUCUUCAAUGUCACGGCCGCUGCUGCUGGCACCAAUUCUGCCGCCGCUCCUCCUGCUGCCGAGGAGAAGAAGGAGUGA
Meloidogyne enterolobii is the source of this 453-nucleotide messenger RNA. The record is from the annotation of a GenBank genome assembly. Lineage: Eukaryota; Metazoa; Nematoda; Chromadorea; Rhabditida; Meloidogynidae.